Sciurus carolinensis (gray squirrel) is the source of this 1269-nucleotide messenger RNA. RefSeq names its product tetraspanin 1 (gene Tspan1). The record is from RefSeq and is a predicted model, not a curated record. NCBI's taxonomy places the organism in Eukaryota, Metazoa, Chordata, Mammalia, Rodentia, Sciuridae. The transcript has 8 exons. The coding region runs from base 144 to 869 and encodes 241 amino acids. Gene Ontology annotation, cellular component: membrane.
CCUGCAGGUGAGCAGUGGUGUGUGAGAGCCUGCCUGUCCUGCCCGUUCAGAGUGGCAGCUCCCUGGAGCUGUUCUGUUUUCUUCUGGAGCUUCAGCAGAUCCCUCUCAGAACUCGCUGCCGAUAGGCCUGAACAGGAGCCACCAUGCAGUGCUUCAGCUUCAUUAAGACCAUGAUGAUCCUCUUCAAUACGCUCAUCUUUCUGUGUGGUGCGGCCCUGUUGGCUGUGGGCAUCUGGGUGUCAGUUGAUGGGCCAUCCUUCCUGAAGAUCUUUGGGCCGCUGUCAUCCAGUGCCAUGCAGUUUGUCAACGUGGGCUACUUCCUCAUCGCAGCUGGUGUUGUGCUCUUCGUUCUUGGUUUCCUGGGCUGCUACGGUGCUAAGUCUGAGAACAAGUGUGCACUCUUGAUGUUCUUCUUCAUCCUCCUCCUCAUCUUUGUUGCUGAGGUUGCAGCUGCUGUGGUUGUCCUGGUGUACACCACAAUGGCUGAGCAAUUCCUGGCAUUGGUGGUAGUGCCUGCCAUCAAGAAAGACUAUGGUUCCCAGAAAGACUUCACCCAAGUGUGGAACUCUACCAUGGAAGGGCUCAAGUGCUGUGGCUUCAACAACUACACGGAUUUUGAGGACUCACCCUACUUCAAACAGAACCAACUCUUUCCUCCAUUCUGUUGCAUCAACAAUAUCAAUAGAACAGUUGAAGAACCUUGUACCGCACAGAAGGCCCAGGAAAAGGAUGUACAGGGUUGCUUCGAACAGCUUCUGUAUGACAUCCGAACAAAUGCAGUCACUGUGGGUGGUGUGGCCUUCGGAAUUGGGGCCCUGGAGCUGGCUGCCAUGAUUGUAUCCAUGUACCUGUACUGCCAUCUGAAAUAAGUCCACUUCUGCCUCCAUCAUUGCUGCUGCCACAUCGGAACUGGGAAGAGGCACCAUGGCACUAACAGUGUCACUGGGGCUGGAGUGGGCCUGCCCUUGUGGCUCUGAACUUGCAGCGAAAUAGAGACCACCCCUUUUAGGUUGUACCUGACUUUUCCUUCUAUUGGUAGACUUGGGUCCCACCUGUUACAGAGCCUUUAAGGUAGCCAGUUCCUCUGCCCAUUCCCUCAGUCUGUUUCUUCCACCCUUAACAACCCCUGAGGUUAAAGGGGGCUUUUGAUGAUCCUAGUCUCCACUGGAGGAUGAGAGAAAGGCACCUAUACCUGGGCAUAUUCAAAAUCAGCAAAGCCAUAGAGCGGAUAUGUGUAGAAGACACUUUAAAACCCAUACAUCAAUUAAA